Molecule: messenger RNA, 817 nt
Organism: Paramecium octaurelia
Lineage: Eukaryota; Ciliophora; Oligohymenophorea; Peniculida; Parameciidae
Source: the annotation of a GenBank genome assembly
AAUUAAUACAUGAGUUAUUUCCCAACACUUAGACCUGAAUCAUUUGUAGAAGAAAGGAAAUAAGUCACUCUUCCUUAAACAGAAUAUGUACUAUAACUGUUGUUUAAUUGAAGACAACAAAGUAUACUAGAUCUUCGAGACCAGAGGGAUAUCAAUUUUGGCAUAAAAAAGGGAAAUUAAAUUCUUAUUCAAGCAAAGUGUUAAGCACCAAUUACUAAUUACAAUCCCAAUAGAUUCCAGGACAAUCUAUACUCCUUGGAGGAUGUGGUUAAACUUAAUAAUGCUGUACUCCUUGUGGUUAAUCAUCUUGCGGUCCAUCAUAAUAAACAGUAGUAAGAUUGGGAGUAGUAUCAAGAGAAGAAAUUGAAGCACCUUGGAGAGAUGAAGUGCUCUAUUUAUAAUCUCUUAUUGCAGAAUUAGAGAAGAAGAAGGAGGUGUAAAUAGUUAAGGAGAUGGACAAUACAAGAGUAAAUGUACAAUUUAAAUUUAGGUUCAUGAACUAGAAGAUGAGAAUCAAAGAUUGAGAGUUUUAAUUGAACAGACUCGCAGCGAAGUGAUUACUUAAAGAAUAACAGAAGUCAACAAUGAAGCGGAAGUGUGGAAGAGGAAGUUUUAGGAAAUAAACCAUGAUUAUAGUGAGACUCAAGAGAAAUUGAUGAAUGCUGAAAUUGAAUUAGAAGCUCUGAAAAAGCAGAAGGUAUGGCUAUGAGGUGUAUUAGAGAUUGUGACUACGAGUAGUACGGUAACGAGGUCAGUCGUGAAAAGUUCAGGUUCAACUGUCAGAUAGUCGGUGUCUGGUAUUAAACCAAAUGUUUGA